CGAGAUUUGGUUGAAUGGAUCUACUUGUGAGACCACGGGGCUAUAUAAUAGAGCCCCACCACUAAAGACAGGUACGGAAUAAUUUGAAAUUCACCCCAGUUGAGGUAAGUUUAAACUUUGGUCCCUGUGUGUGUUCGUCGGGUUCUUUGGUUUUUCUUAAAGACAGUUUUGCUUUAUGCGUUUUCAAGUUUGAACUGUGUUUCAAGAGGCUAAGAAAUUGCAUUAUAAAUGUGACCUGCCGAGUUUAUUGACAUAGAAAAUAACUGGUUGAACAUUCUUAACAAAGAACCAAUAAACUAAAAUAGAAAAAUAUUACUUAAAAAAAUGAGAGUUUUGCUCUUGUUAGAAUCUCUGCUAACCAUGGAAGGCACUUCUAACCCACUUUGGUUGAUAACCGCACAUUAUGAAAAUUUCCUUUAAAAAAACAACACAAAAAACACAAAGACAGUAGUAUUAGUCCGAAAUUAAUUGUUUAACCAAAGUUAGAUAAAGAUUAUAUAUAUAUAUAUGAUAUUUAUAUUUGUAUUUAUUUGUGAAUGAAAACACAAAUUAUAUUUUAUGGCUGUGUUCUUCGUAUCUAGAACGUGCAUCUGUUUGGCUCAAAGAAGAGGCUUAACACCACUGUUGCUAAAAGAAAAAAGAAAUAAAUACUUUAGCCCUUAGCUAAUGUUCUCAGCAUCAACAGAAUACUUUUAUACGAUUUUUCAACUUCGUUCGUUAAAUUAUCUCUCUCUCUCUCUCUCUCUCUCUCUCUCGCCGCCAAAAGUGUGCUGUUUAUUGUAACCUCUUUAUCCGGGCACCUUUAUCUUGAGUGUUUUUCUGUGACUGUUGCAGAUGCGUAACCGACUCACAAACAUGAAUUGUAUCAAUGCACUGCUGAUUUAUUUUUCAUUUCUGUCAACAAGGGAUGUCCUCUUCUAUUUGCUGAUGACAGCGAAUGGACUCAAUGGGCUAUGUGUGCCAAAUAAUCUUGAUUCUGCGAUUACAGCAGGCCAUGUCCAAUUUACCCUGAGUACUAAAACUGUAAACAAACAAAAAACAACCCCCCCCCCAAAAAAAAAAAAAACAACAACAACGUGUUCUGAUAAAUAAUCUUGAUUCUGCGAUUACAGCAUGCCAUGUCCAAUUUACCCUGAGUACUAAAACUGUAAACAAACAAAAAACAACCCCCCCCCCAAAAAAAAAAAAAAACAACAACAACGUGUUCUGAAAGGUGUGCACGAACUAGCAACACAUUAAACCAGAUUUUAAAUGUUUUCAAACUCGGGUUGUUCAAGAACAUAUGUUCAGACCGCAUGUAUGGGAAUGAUUACUCAGCACUUUUGGUUUGUUGCCAAUUAGUUGAACCUUUUAGCAAGCUCUUAUAACAAGCGGAACAAAAAUGUGGGGACGGAACACAAACGUUGCCACGUCAUCAGAAGUUUGAAUCAUUAUCGAUUUCCUUAAAGAGUUAAAGCGUAUGUUUGAUAAUGAUUCAGACAAGCCGUCAUAUGGUCACCGCUCUAAAUCAAACAGACGCUAUGAACGCAUGUACCAAUCUACCAGCCUCGACACACACACACAAGGUUAAUUUACUGCUAUUUUUUUAAAAAAAAUAUAACGAUGUUCUUUUUUCCCAGAAACUUGACCUUGGCAUCCAGAUAAAAAUGAUGACAAUGACGACAUCAAUCUUUGUGCUCGCCACCCUCGCCGCUUCAGCAAAUGCUUUUCUGGUGAUGUCCUUAGGGAAAUGUCCUGACAUCCCCAUUAAAGAGGACUUGGACCUCAACCAGGUAGGAUAUCAUGAACGGGACUGUCACAUCUACAAAUCACUCACAAUCGUAUUCUAGUUAUGAUCUACAACAGGGGUCUCCAAACUUUUCAGCCCCAGGGCCGCAUUAACUAUCAAACAGCAGUUCGGGGCCCGACUGCAUACUCGAGGUCCAAAUAAAAAAGAAUCAAAACAUGGAUGUUGUUUUUAAUUAGUUAUGUCUUAUUAUUUCAUUCGGUUAUUAUGUAAUAACACAUUGAUACACGACACAUGAACACCUGUAUUAUUGGGAAUGUUGAAAUUGUUUCCUGCAUGCCAAAAUAGCAGUGAUUAGCAGACAUUUCUGGAUUUAGAUUUGAUGUCCCAAACAUCAACAGUGACCUGAGAUUAUCAUCGGACAAAUUUGUUCUCAAAUUGUUCUUCACGUAUUUCGUUCUUGAAAACGUUUCUUCACACAGGCAUGUUGUUCCAAAGAUUGAAAGAUACGUUGAUGCAAAUGUUUGGAAAUGAGGAAAGUCUUCCUUUGGCGAAUAUUAGUUAAAGACCCACCGGUCCUUCUUAUAACUUGUCCCUAAGGAGGUCAUUGGCUUGCAACUCAAUGAUCUCCAGGUGUAUUUUACCUGGGCGACUGGCCACGUCUGCUUCGAAUGAGUUUUGACAAAAGUCUCACGUUCUCUGCCUUUAAAUCCAAGUCAGAAAACCGCUGCUGACACUGCAGCUGGGGGUCUUUGAUGAUUUCGCAUACAAAUGACGUGAGGAACUCCACUGUUGCUUCAGCCAUGAAGACCAUCCACUGCUGAAAGUGUUUUAAGUUGUUGGCCUGUACUUGUUCCCCCCCCCCCUCCACCAACAAAAAAAAAAAAAAAAAAAAAAAAACAAAAAAAAAAAAAAAAACAAGACGAGUUUGUAUCUGAAAGCCUUUAGGUGGGCUUAUAGAUCAGAAACUAGAUUUUCCUCUCUUUGUAGUUUUAGGUUCAGAAAAUUUAAAUGACUAGUUAUGUCUGCAGCAAAGGCCGAUUUCCAUACCCACUCUUCGUCAGACAGUAAUGGCCGUGGCUUGCCUUUACUUUCCAGGAAAUCACCUUAUUUCCAUUCUUAACUUUAAUACUCUGCUCAGAACUUUUUCACAACUUAGCCAUCUUGUUGCUGUGUGAUAUGGUAAAUCUUGCGAUUCUGUGUCUGUAUCUUUCAACAGGUCUGUGAACUGUCUAUGGUUGAGCCCAUGUGACCUUAUUAAAUUAAAUCUUUUUACCACAGGAUUCAGUUCACUGCUAAUGUCCACAUAUUUAGAACACAAAGCUUUCUGCUGAAUAAUACAGUGCAGGAACAUUGGUUGCAGCAUUUUUUUCUCAUUAAACAUCUGCUUCACUUGUCCAACCAAGCCUUUAUUUAUGCCACUCAUAUUCUUUCCUCCAUCAACAGUCAGGCAACUGAGGUUAGUCCAGUCCAAGUUUUAAUCAGCAAAUGUUUUUUUUCAACUCAUUGAAUAUAUCCUCUCCAGUAACAUUGCCGUACAUGCUAUGUAGGGAAGCCAUCUCUUGUGUUAUGUUCAUGUCUUCAUCCACACCUCUAACGAACACAAGCAAUUGAGAGGUGGAACAGCUGUCCAGAGAUUCAUUCAUUGCAAUGAAAAAUUGGCGAAACUUGCUUGCAUUGUUCGCUAUUUGAGUCAAAAUGUUUUCAUUCAUGUCUGCAGCACGGCGGUCAAAUCUCCGCCACUCGAUGGCGUUAUACCAUCUCAUUGACUGUUAACGGAAGUAGAAAAAAACUAAGCAGCGAAUAAGGAUUAGCAAAGUAAUGAUCUGUUAGAAAACAUAACGCACUACAGCGCGCCUCUAUUUUAAUUCGGUAAAAACAUAACGCCCUGUAAGCGGCGUCUGAUCUUGGCAAGAUACACGUACAUUUCCGUAAUUUUUUCCGAAGAUAAAAAGGUCUCCGCGGGCCGCAUGAGAGGGCCCCGCGGGCCGUAGUGUGGAGACCCCUGAUCUAUAAUAACAGGGGCGUUGUGGAUCAAGUGAAUAGUGGCUAUACUUUAUUAAUUUUUAUUUUAUGCUAAAGCACACGAUCCCUAUAAAAAUCAUAAAAAGUUAAUACUUGAACUGAUCCCAAAACACUUAGAGUAAAGCUUCUCGGUGACUUCUCCAAGUGAUAAAGAUAUCACUAUACCAUGACCAAAUCUUACAACAUAAUAUGGACUUAAUAACCGCCAUCAUUUCGACUCCAUCUUUGUUCUUCUUACCUUGGUUUAGUUUUUACCAAGUGCCCAUACUCUAUACAUUACAAGUGAUAGUUCUCACAUUACUUAACUCCCUUGUAAAUCCUUUUCUCGUAUCUGUGACAGGGAAAAAGAUAGUUUUUGUUCCAUUUGUCUUUGUUUUUGGUGUUUUCUUUUGAAAAUUCAAUUUCUGGUUGUCUGCUGGCAGGAUUACAAACAAUGAAACGUUUGGAACCAAUAAAAACAAUUGGACGAGGUAUCGUGUCAUAGGGCUCAAUGCUUACCAUAUUAUCUGAAUCCAAUAAUAACCUUAGCGAGGUAUAGUGUCAAUGGACUCAAUGCUUAACAUAGCUGGAGUAGACGAACAAUUUUUAAUCCCAUGCUAAACCUCUCUAAAAUUAGCUGUCCUAUCAUUAUACACCUAUAUAUCUACCCAUACCUGUGCACACAAAAGAGGAGAGGGUUGCAGUGGGGGUGUGGGGGGGGGGUACACAGAGGAAUUCAAACCUUCCAUGUCUCGAUCGAAGUAAUAAUGGGAAUAAGGUUAAGUUUCACAAAUUCUGAAUUCAACUUGAACGAAAUACCUGAAUAAAUUAGCCGUUAUUUCAACAACUUUUCUUUCAGCAUUUCUGUUUAAGAUGUUAAAACUUAGGUGUUCUUUAAUUAUUUAUUUAUUGAAGAAGAGGGUAGUAUUAUUAUCUUUUUAAACAUCUUUAUAAAAUACUAUUGACAAAGCUUCAUAAGCCUCGCUCACUCUUUUGAAAUGAAUUGCUAGGAAUUUCUUACUGGACAGUGCAAUGUAGGACUGUUAAAGAAUAUUUGAGUAAUAAACCGUUUUGUUUGAUUGGUUUCUUGUCCAUCCCAGUAUCUCGGCAAGUGGUACAGCUACGAGAACUUUGACGCGCCCUUCCAGUUUGGACUGUCCUGCAUCACGGCCAACUACUCCAUCAGACCUGAUGGGAACAUCAAGGUGCUCAACGGUGGGGUCAAGAAGUUAAAAAUGUAAGACAGAUUGUUCACUGCGUUAAAUUUGAAAAAAAAAUGUAAGAGACAUUCUGAUUGUUUGAAUGUACACAUGUAAGGAGCAUUUUGAUUAGUUAUGUACGAACGGAUUUUGUGGUUUUGAGUAGCCGUAUGAAUAAUUGUUGUUAUUGGAAUAAUUUUAGGCGGGGUCACAUUUAAGUAGGCCAAGGUAAAAUUGAAGUUUUCUUUUUUUUUUGCAUAUAUUUUUGGAAAAUUUUAUUGUUUAAAAUAAAUUGUUGUCUGUAAUUUUAUCUUUAAUUCAAGCUUCCACAUGCCUUGUUCUAAAUGUAAUUCAAACUUCCACAUGCCUUGUUCUAAAUUUAAUUCAAACUUCCACAUGCCUUGUUCUAAAUUUAAUUCAAACUUCCACAUGCCUUGUUCUAAAUUUAAUUCAAGCUCCAUAUACCUUUAUUAGCAUCAGAUAUGUUUCAGAAAUUUUCCAAAUAAUAGGUUAUCAUAAAAAUCCACACAAAAAUAAAGAGUUGGGGGGGGGGGGGGGGGGGGGUUUUUUUUGUGUUGGGUUUUUUUUUUUUUUUUUUUUUUUUUUUUUUUUUUUUUGCAAUUAGAAACAAAUUAUUUUUAUAAUAAGAGAUUUGGAUUGGAAAACUUCCGCACGCAUUAGAGGACUAAAAAUCUGUAUUUUGUAACUAACUUUAACUUACUUCAUAAUAUUUUGAAGAAUCCUUCCAUCUAUUGCUUAGAAAUAUAAAUUUCGUUACAGUUCAAUGUUUCUCCGUAUAAAAUUUUAUAGAAUCUGAGAUAGCUUUGGGGAGGAGCUCAGAAUCAACAAUUGAUCCAAAACCUAAAAAAAAAAAAAAUUUUUUUGUUUAAAAUCUCUUUUGCUUACGCUUUAAAAUGUAUCCUAAAGUAUUCUCAUCAAACGUUAUAUAAAAUUAUAACAAAAUGUUAUUGGAUAAGGUUUUUAAGUUAAAAUCUUGCCACGCUCAAAUCUUAAUGAGUCUGUCAUGGUGUUCUUUCCUUUACAGAUUUGGAAGGACUGUCAUGCGGACCCCUACCAACAUUGAGGGCGAGGCUCGCAUAGUCAACAGCGAUCGACCUGCUGGCCUCGCUGUCAAGUUUCCAGGACAGCCAGGUAGACUAUCGCUUCGGGGGGGGGGGCGUAAAUUUGAAUCUUGUCCCCCGUGCUCCAAACACUUAAGCUACGCCCCUGCAUCCAAUUCCCGGAGACAAUGCAAGUGUUCUAGAAACAAAAAAAUUGGGGCAAAAAUUGUAAAAAUGCAUUCCAUACUAUUGUAUCAUUGGCGCAAUUUUUUUGUUUGUUUUACUAUACAGUAUAGUAAGUUCAAAAAGAAAUUUGACGAAAUGUUAACGUGUGAAAUGAAACAAAGAUUCGACCAAAUUUCCGUUCAAUCAAAUUUCCGUUCAAUCAAAUUUCCGUUCAAUCAAAUUUAUGUCGAUCAAUUUUCCGUCGACGAAAUUUCUUUAAAAACAAAUUUCUGUUAACUUAAUUACGGAGAUUGGUUUACUUAAGAUUUAAAUAUAGAACGAAAGAUUUAUAUAUAUUUUAAAUAUAUAUUAUAUAUUAUUGCUGUCAAAGAAGCAUAACCCAAAAUAUCGUAAUUGUAUUUGAAUUGACGGAGUUGUCUCCCAUGAAUACAUGAAAGGCGAAGUGUCUGGGGAGACACCUCUAUCACCGGCGGGUUGUGUCGUCACUAUGAAAGGCUUACAACCCGGACAUCACUUUUGAUUGGACUCAACCACGAUUUAUUUCGUCUUCUUUGCCUGUCAACCCACAAGAGAACGUAUGACAGAGUUUCUUUUAACUCACAGGAGAACAUAAGACAAUUAGAGUUUCUUUUAACUCACAGGAGAGCAUAUGACAGUAACAAUUUCUUUCAACUCACAGGAGAACAUAUGACAAUAACAAGUUAUUUCAACUCACAGAAGAACCUAUGACAUUGAUAAUUUAUUUCAACUCACAGGAGAAUAUGACAGUAACAAUUUCUUUCAACUCACAGGAGAACAUAUGACAGUAACAAUUUCUUUCAACUCACAGGAGAACAUAUGACAGUAACAAUUUCUUUCAACUCACAGGAGAACAUAUGACAGUAACAAUUUCUUUCAACUCACAGGAGAACAUAUAACAAUAACAAUUUCUUUCAACUCACAGGAGAACAUAUGACAGUAACAAUUUCUUUCAACUCACAGGAGAACAUAUGACAGUAACAAUUUCUUUCAACUCACAGGAGAACAUAUGACAGUAACAAUUUCUUUCAACUCACAGGAGAACAUAUGACAGUAACAAUUUCUUUCAACUCACAGGAGAACAUAUGACAGUAACAAUUUCUUUCAACUCACAGGAGAACAUAUGACAGUAACAAUUUCUUUCAACUCACAGGAGAACAUAUGACAGUAACAAUUUCUUUCAACUCACAGGAGAACAUAUGACAAUAACAAGUUAUUUCAACUCACAGGAGAACAUAUGACAGUAACAAUUUCUUUCAACUCACAGGAGAACAUAUGACAGUAACAAUUUCUUUCAACUCACAGGAGAACAUAUGACUGUAACAAUUUCUUUCAACUCACAGGAGAACAUAUGACAGUAACAAUUUCUUUCCAUGCCUUCCGCUCUCAAGCUAUAUUUCUUCUCUCUUUAAAAAUUGUUUAAUGUAACAACAAUUGUGUCCAGUUAAGAUAUUACACUGUAGUAGCACAAUGGUCUUGAUGACGUGGGUGCCCCUGGCUCACGUCAGAAGUUUUCAUAAAUUUGCUCCAUUAAACAAUCAAUAUAAAUGUUUUAAAUAUUUUAUAAAAUCGAAUGAAUUAAAACUUUAUUUACAUUUUAGUUCCCUUAAAAAAAAGAAAAUAUUUUCUUAAUUAUGAAAAGAAAUGCUUGCUUUUUGAUACCAAAAUGUUUGAAACACUUGAUUGCUUUGUAUGUAAGUUAAGAAUAUUUUACGCAAACUAAAUGUUAGCUUUGUUUAACUCGAUAAUCCUCUUUCGUUGGUAUGUUUCCUCUGACGGGCGACACGUAAAUGAGCACUGAUAGACAUAGACCGUGAUUUUUUGUUGUUACAGAUAUGGGAGAUAAUAAUAAGGCGAACUACAACAUCAUCAGCACAGAUUAUCGUACCUACAGUCUCGUCUACUCUUGUUCACAACCCACACUCCUGCCAGUCAAAGUUGGUGAGUCUCAUGACUUAUUAAUUUUUUUGUAUUGUUUCACGGAUGCCCGAUUUUGCUUGCAAUGGUCAUUUUUGGUCAAGCAAUUACUUUUUUUUUCCUCCACUGAAAAAAACAACGGGGGGGGGGGGGGGUUUUUUUUAGUUAAAACAAGUCAUCAGCACUAGUGAACUUACAAAUUAUAGGUUUCCCCCUGGGUAAAUCCCAGGGUAACCCUGCUCUUCACAACUUCCUGGUUUAUUAAAGGGUAAAGUAAACUCAACAUUGACAGCGAAUACAAGUUUAUUUUUGUGAUGUUUUGUAUACAACUUUUUUGAUGUUCUGGAGCAAUACCAUGUCUUACCAUGCAUUACCCCUUACCAUGGAGCAAUACCAUGUCUUACCAUGCAUUACCCCUUACCAUGGAGCGCUAUCAUGUCAUUACUAUGUAAACCCUUUACCAUGGUCUACUACCAUUUCAUAAAAUGGUUACCCACGUGACAUGGUGCACUAUCCUGUUAUACUGUGGAUAGCCAGCUGUUAUGAUGCACUGCCUGGUACGCUAUGGUUACCCAAUUAUAAUGGUGUACUACCCUGGCGUACAACUGGUAGCCAAUUAUCAUGUUCACUGCCCUGGCGUACAACUGGUAGCCAAUCAUCAUGUCUUACAUGUCAUCAUAGAAUAGCCGACUCUCCACUUAUUGACACAUCAUUAAUGCCAUAUUAGUAGACAAGUGAAAGGCCUAUUCAACCCAUAAAAGUAGACCAGUACUAAGCCUAUUCAACCCAUAAAAGUGGACUACUAUUAAGCCUAUUCAACCCAUACAAGUAGACCAGUACUAGGCCUAUUCAACCCAUAUAAGUAGACCGGUACAAGGCCUAUUCAACCUAUAUAAGUAUAUCAGUACAAGGCAUAUUCAACCCAUAUAAGUAGACCAGUACAAGGCAUAUUCAACCCAUAUAAGUAGACCAGUAGAAGACCUAUUCAACCCAUGUAAGUAGACCAGUACUAGGCCUAUUCAACCUAUAUAAGUAGACAAGUACUAGGCCCAUUCAACCCAUGUAAGUAGACCAGUACGAGGCAUAUUCAACCCAUAUAAGUAGACCAGUACUAGGCCUAUUCAACCCAUAUGAGUAGACCAGUACUAGGCCUAUUCAACCCAUAUAAGUAGAUCAGUACUAGGCCUACUAUCCUAUAUAAUUAUUAUUUUAAAUUGUGCGUUGUUGUUUAUUAUUUUGACCCUUUUGACCCAACUAUUUCUUCUCUCCGUCGCAGAGUUCGUCUGGAUCCUUACACGAGAAAGGGGCGUACGCCCUGACAACAUCAACGCCCUUAAGACGAACUUACGGGUCUACGGAGUCAAGACGGAAAACUUUAAACCUGUUGACAACACCGAGUGUUAGUGCCUCGGGAGAAAAGUCUUUCCAUGACACAGCCACCGCACACAUGAGCCAUUAUCUUCAUCAGCACAUCCUGUUAGGGUUUCUUUCUAGACCGUCGAUAUUUUUAACAGCAUAGAACUAAAUAAGGGAGACGUCUUGCGUCACUUGAAUACAAGUCUUGACGAUGGGUAAAACUCACCAAAGUCUAUCUGUUAAGUACAUGUUUAUACUUCCCCUCGGUACGUCCCACAAACUGCACCUAUUUAUAUGCAUAUCUUUUUUUAAAAUCUGUUACUUGUUUUAUAUUUGAUCUAUGCUGCCAGGCACUAGGUCCCCAUACUUUGGUAUCAAUUUAAACGAGACUUACCUCCCUUCCCCUGCCAACCAGACCAAGGCCAAAACUGGAUCUACGAGAUUCUUAGUGUUCCAGGUUUGAUCUUGGGGAUUUAAUCGUCUUAUUUUAACGUUGAUAGUUAUAAAAAAAUAAAAUUAAAAAAAAAGGAUCCAUAAUCUCUAGACUUUCAACCUUAUUUUAUUCAGAUUGUAUAAUGUGUCGUCAAAGGUGUAAUACUUAAUAGUAAAAAUAAAAUUAAAUUUACAGAA
Molecule: messenger RNA, 10097 nt
Organism: Lymnaea stagnalis (great pond snail)
Lineage: Eukaryota; Metazoa; Mollusca; Gastropoda; Lymnaeidae
Source: the annotation of a GenBank genome assembly